Messenger RNA from Capra hircus (goat), 2439 nucleotides. RefSeq names its product GTPase IMAP family member 1-like. Gene Ontology annotation, molecular function: GTP binding. The transcript has 3 exons. The record is from RefSeq and is a predicted model, not a curated record. NCBI's taxonomy places the organism in Eukaryota, Metazoa, Chordata, Mammalia, Artiodactyla, Bovidae. Gene Ontology annotation, cellular component: endoplasmic reticulum. Bases 1378 to 2289 code for a protein of 303 amino acids.
GAGAGAGGUUUUGUAAGAUAAAUGCUUUGAGCCUACAAUGAAUGUUCCUGCCUCUUUAAAUCAUCACCACCACCUAACCCUCCCUCUGGGCUCACAGGAGCUGUGAGUCUCAAAGACUUCCUCUAUGCAGAGUGGAAGGAAACAGCCUGCCACCCUCAAAACUGAAGGGGAAGCAGAGAUCAGGGCCUUCUUGGAUCACCGGUGAGAGCCUGUCACCAGGAAAGGCGAACCCCGCAGGGAGCAGGAGGAACAUGGGUCUGAGAGCAUUUACUGUCUGAGCACCCGGUCUCCACCAGGCACCUUUCGGGCCAGAGACCCUAAGGUAGAUCUUCAGUCCGUGAGCAAACUCUUAUUCUCGGGGUUUUCUGAAGCCCACCCUCCAUCACCACCCUUGCUGCUGAAACUCCUGGGAAAUCUUGUUUCCGACAGCCUACAUCACUGACAAAGGUAAUCAUGGGAGGACGGAAGAUGCCAAGAGAUGAAGAAAAUGCCUACGGUAAGAACACGUCUCACAAUGAGUGUUUGUCCCCAGGAGUGAGCUCUACGUAGUAGGGGAAUGGGCUAAUUCAAGACUGAACAGAGAGAAGUCGAGAGGUGACUCAAUGCUGGGGUGAAGCAGCAAGAGGCCUGGGGCUGGCACUUCACCUGGAUUUGUAUCCCCGCCCUGCUGUGAGAUAUUAAGUUCUUUGACUAACCUGAAGCUCUGGUCCCAAAGUAAAAUGAAUAAACCGAAGGCGACGCAGAAGGCAUCAGAUAGUAUAUUAGAGAGAACAUGAUUCACCAGGUAGAAAGCGUUAGGGAACACAGAUGGAGGUUAUUAGACAGCAGUUUUGAGAGAAGAGAGGAGGAGGAGGGAGGGAAGGCCUGGUCUUAUCCUCCCAACAGCCGAUGAGGACAGUGCUACAAUAUUGAUUCCGUUUGUGCAGAUGAGGUUUACCACUUAGAUUAAGCAGCUCCCCAGGGUUACAAGGAUGGUAGAGGACAGGUCUAUGAUUCAAACCCCAGCUUUGGAACUCCAGAUAGCCCUCCCGGCUGGGCCCACUGCCCCACCCCUUUCUCCAGUGGGACAGUACCAGGGAAAAUAAGACAGAAAUUGUCAUUGGGGACCAGCUCUGCACAGCCUGGAUGACAGAUCAUUUCAGACGAAGUAAUGGCCUGUAUUACAAAGGCGCAUCCUCUAGAGAGACGUUCAGCAGCUGCUGGAGCACCUACAGGUGCACGUGUGACGCCAAAGACGGGAGAAACAGAGGGGUAGAGACCCCUUGGAGUGCCCAAAUCUCACACCAGGUCACUCAGUAAAGGUCUGGCCCCAAACACAACCGUGGAAGCGCUCUGUUCUUUGCUCGCGAGGCGUCCAGGAGACCCGGGGACCAGGACAUGUUGCUCUCAGGUUCCGAAGCUUACAGGCCGCCGGUGCCCACAGGUUUCCAGGAGCCCAGGUCCGCCCUGCAGGAGCGCAGGCUGCGCCUCCUCCUGGCCGGGAGGUCGGGGACCGGGAAGAGCGCCACGGGCAACAGCAUCCUCCAGCGGAAGCACUUCCUCUCCAGGCUCGCGGCCACGGCGGUGACCAGCGCCUGCGCCACGGGGAGCUGCCGCUGGGCCUCGGGGGACGUGGAAGUCCUCGACACCCCCGACCUCUUCAGCCCCGAGGUCGCCCAGGCAGACCCGGGCUUCGAGGAGAGAGGCCGCUGCUACCUGCUGUCGGCCCCGGGGCCCCACGCCGUGCUCCUGGUGACCCAGCUCGGCCGCUUCACCGCCCAGGACCUGCGGGCCUGGCAAGGGGUGAAGGCGCUCUUCGGGGCGGGCAUCGCGGCGCGCACCAUCGUGGUCUUCACCCGCAGGGAGGACCUGGAGGGGGGCUCGCUGCAGCAGUACGUGCGCGACACCGACAACCGCGCGCUCCGGGAGCUGGUGGCCGAGUGCGGGGGCCGCUGCUGCGCCUUCGACAACCGAGCGGCCGACGGGGAGCGGGAGGCGCAGGUCGGGGAGCUGAUGGGGCUGGUGGAGGAGCUGGUGAGGGACCAGGGCGGCGCCCCCUACACCAACGACGUGUACCGCCUGGCGCAGACCCUGGGCGGGCUGAGCCCCGAGGAGAGGCUGCGCAGGGUGGCGGAGCGACUGGCUGCCCACGCGCCGUCGUGGCCGGAGCGCUGGCCUCUGGCUGGGCAGUGGCGAUGGCCCAAGGCAGGGCCGGGGACCCGGUAUAAGCUGGGCCUGGCGGCCCUGCUGGGCGCCCUGUUCCUGCUGUACCUGCUCUGCAGGCGGCGACCCGAGGCGGUGACGGUGUGACCUCAGUCUUGCAGGUCACCUGGCAAAAAAGGACCUGGACACUUGGAUCUGAAGGGGGAUUUCAAAGGAAUCAGAGUUUUUGGAAAUUUCAUGCUUACUCCAGCACAUAGUUUUAAAAUAAAGUUGUACCACUUUAAAACAUCCCUAAAA